Messenger RNA from Pelobates cultripes (western spadefoot toad), 459 nucleotides. The record is from the annotation of a GenBank genome assembly. NCBI's taxonomy places the organism in Eukaryota, Metazoa, Chordata, Amphibia, Anura, Pelobatidae.
AUGUUUUGUGAUAUCAGAACAUUUGAGAGAAAGCUGCAAGUUUUUGAAAGAGACAUUGAAAGUGGGCAGCUGAAAUACUUUCCAAAUCUAAAAAUACAUUUGGAAAAUUCUACAAUAUUUACGGACAAUCCUCCAAGCCAUCAGGAAAUCCACAAGGAGCUUUCUAGCAUUGUAGCGGCUGCUAAGGAGAAUUUUAGUAAAAGAUUCUUGCAAUUCCGGAAAAUGGAGACAACCCUGUAUUUUCUCACUUCUCCAGAUAAAGCCAAAUAUGAAGAGCUUGAUAUUUCCUGCUUACUCUGGUUAGAUUUAGAAAAUCUGGAAAUGGAGCUAUUAGAUUUUCAAGAAAGCUCUAUCUGGAAAAAUAAAUUCUAUGCCCUGCGUGCCACACUUGAGAAGAUAGAAUGUGAAGGGAUGACAACAGACAGCACAGUUGGUAGUUCUAAUUUAGGAGUUGUUUAA